AUGUCAUCGGCCAGAUUUAGAUUCCUACUUAACCACAAGUAUUUAUUUGGUGCCAAAUUAAUAAACAUUCAAAGAGCUAGUUUUUCAACAACCAUCCCUGCGCUGGCGAAAGCCCAAGUAAAGAAAGAAGUCAAGAAAAAAGCUCCCGCUUUCAAACAAGUUAGAAAUGAAGAGAAACCAAAGGGGAAAAGAAGCCAAAGUUCAACAGGUUUCCACGAAUCAAACGUUGGAAAGAGUAACCCCAAGUUUUACAAACAAAAACCAAUCGUUCAAGUUGAGGAAGCAAAACCGGGAGGUUUAAGUGUGGAUGCAGUUGGAAAAAUGUAUACAUACCCUAAUGAUAUUAUGGAAAAAAUCAAUGUCUUUGGGGUACCUCUAGUUAUGUCUAAAGAGAUGAAGAUAUUUCCAAAACUUUCAUGGGUUGCCAGAGAUGCUACAUUAGACCUAGCCAAGAAAUUGGAUGAAUCUAAAAAUAAGCCUAGCACAGAAACAAGAAUUAUAUUGGUUGGUCCGUUGGGAGUAGGCAAAAGCUCAAUAUUGUUGCAAAUGGUUGGGCAUGCUCUAGCAGCAGAUUGGAUUGUUAUUUACAUACCUAGUGCAAUUGAUUUAAUCAACGGCAAAUAUGCAUAUGUUCAAGUUUCAUCGGAUAACUACGUUCAGCCAACUUUGAUCGUUAAAAUACUCAAGCAAGUUCACAGCGUUAACAAUGACAAGUUCACUGUACAAGAUUACAAAACAAUUGCAGACCUAAUUGACAGAAGCAAGUCGGGGCCUGCGGCACAGACCGCGUUGGAACAGAUGUUCGAUAUAAUCGACAAGUCAUCCAUGCCAGUGUUGCUUGCAAUUGAUGAAAUUAAUGCAUUGUAUGUCACGACAGAAUACACGUCGCCUGAUCAUACAUUACUUGAGCCAGGAAAAUUGCUCUUGCCAAGAACGCUUCUUGAAUACAUUUCUGGACGGAAAAAAUUUCGAAAUGGCGCAGUCAUAGGUGCUACAUCACUCGUUCAUAAACCAACUCUUAGUUAUGCGUUAGACGCGGCGCUUCAUUUGACGGAAGUUUCACCAUGGAAACAGGUUUCACCAGAGAUAGCUCGAUAUAUCAACAAGGAAGUGAAACGUUAUAAUAUUUCCGAAUAUUCGAAAGAUGAAGCAAAGACGUUAUUAGAUUUUUAUAUUAGGAAUAAUGUUGUGCAUGAAGAUGCAGAUGCUACAACCAGUGAAAGCUUUACAAAAAAAUACAUGUUAAGCAAUGGAAAUGCGAGAAAGUUCCUUGAAUACUGUUCUAAAAGACUAUAG
Messenger RNA from Paraglomus occultum, 1296 nucleotides. The record is from the annotation of a GenBank genome assembly. Lineage: Eukaryota; Fungi; Glomeromycota; Glomeromycetes; Paraglomerales; Paraglomeraceae.